AAGCAGAACCAAACUCGCUUCUCUAAGCAACCUCUCAUAUGUAUAUAAUAAUUUAUGUUUAUUUGUGUGUUUGAGUGUUACUUAUAAGAGGGUUUGUUAGCCAAAACGUUUGCAUCAGUCGCAGGUGUAAGAGGUUUGUCCAAUCCCUCCAACUCUCUAACGGAAAACACUUUCCCAUCUUCCCCCACCAUAUAUUCUCUUCUUCUGUCUCUUUCUACUUCCUUGUCUUUAUUCUUAUUUUCUUAUCUCUCUCUCUUUCUUUCUUAUACCUUCAAUAUUCCAUACUCAGAUAUAAAGAUCUUCACACAACAGAGAAAUUAAACAUACCCUAAUCUUGAAUUAGGGUUUUUCUUUUCCCUCUUUCUGUUCUUCUCUGUGUGUUUUAGCUUCUAGACAGAAGUAAUAUGUGCAGUAGAGGCCAUUGGAGGCCAGCUGAGGAUGAGAAGCUCCGAGAAUUGGUGGAACGCUAUGGACCUCAUAAUUGGAACGCCAUAGCUGAGAAGCUUCGAGGAAGAUCAGGGAAAAGCUGUAGGUUGAGAUGGUUCAAUCAAUUGGAUCCAAGAAUAAACAGAAGUCCUUUUACGGAGGAAGAAGAAGAGAGGCUUCUUGCUUCUCACAGGAUUCAUGGGAACAGAUGGGCUGUGAUUGCAAGACACUUCCCAGGAAGAACUGAUAACGCUGUGAAAAACCAUUGGCAUGUGAUGAUGGCGAGGAUUCGGAGAGAAAGGUCCAAAGUUUAUAACACCAAACACCCACUUUUCCCUCCAAACCUUGACACCGAUUUUCAGACUGAUUCUAUCCCUUCUUUUGUUGAGAAAUAUUAUGAAAAGUUCAGUCAUCACCACCACCACCACCACCACCCUUGUGUCACACACACACCUUUUCACUUUCCCAAGAAGUUUCACUUUCAAGAUCCAACUUCUGCUUCCACACUGCCUCCAGAGAAGAGUGAAUCAGUGGAGUUCUAUGAUUUUCUUCAAGUAAAUACCGAUUCCAAUAAAAGUGAAGUGACAGACAUAGCCAGAAGAGACGAAGAGGAAGUGAGUCAAGAAGAUGGUGUGGAACUGAAGAACAUUGGUGUUCCAUUCAUUGAUUUUUUGUCUUCUGGAACCUGCUAACACAACUGCGACAACCUUAAUUACCCAUUAUUCUCCUAUCAUCAUUUCAGCCUGACCAUCGAGAACAAUAUCUCGACUUUAGAACCAUUCAUGUAACUUCCUUCUCUAUUAUUCACAAAAGAGUAACGUAUUUAAGGAGACAUGUACAUUUAUAACAUGUAAAAAAAGGCUUAUGAGAAGCUCCAUGCAUCAAAAUCAUCAAAAUGUUGCAUCAUGUAAACCGAAAGAAAAUCACAAGUUCCAUAGAUGCUUGCAUCUUCAAAGAUUAUAUGUUAUGAAUUGGGUUAGGGACAACAUGUGGGGUUGGAUAUUGGAUACUAGUCAAAUAUAUAAUUAACUAUCUCUUAACCUAA
Vigna unguiculata (cowpea) is the source of this 1471-nucleotide messenger RNA. RefSeq names its product transcription factor MYB52-like. The record is from RefSeq and is a predicted model, not a curated record. Gene Ontology annotation, biological process: regulation of DNA-templated transcription. Gene Ontology annotation, cellular component: nucleus. Gene Ontology annotation, molecular function: DNA-binding transcription factor activity, RNA polymerase II-specific; RNA polymerase II cis-regulatory region sequence-specific DNA binding. NCBI's taxonomy places the organism in Eukaryota, Viridiplantae, Streptophyta, Magnoliopsida, Fabales, Fabaceae.